UUUUCUGCAAAGAGGGCUGAGCGAGACCUUGCAGAAGGCGUUCGGGAGGCGCUGCGGUGACACCUGCCAGGAGGAUCGGGGCCCUGCGGCUGCCCACCCCCCUCCCCACUCCUCCCGGCUUCCUGCUCCUGGGCUGCGGGGGACCAGAGGCGCCAGAGCGGUGCCUUGCAAGGGAAAGGGCCCCCCCGGCGGGGUGCGGUGGGGAGCGGACCGCGCGCACCGAGUCGGGGCCAGGGGCCAGGUCGGAGUCGGGGGGUGGGGGGAGAUCCCGGCCCCCGAGGUCGGCAGCGGGGAAGACUUGCGAGCCAUGGCCCGGGAGGCGUCGCCGGCGUGAGCUCGGGAGGGAAAGAUCCAGAUCCGUCGCGGGAUGACAAGAUCAGCCUUCAGUAUGGUGGGCCUGCCAGCUCUGAUCUUUCUCCUGUGGGCCGUGGGAGGUGUGAUACCUUCCAGUUCCCAUUGGAAGCCCACCUGGCCUUCUUACAAAGUUCCAGUCGUCGUGCCACAGUUGACUGUUAAUUUGGACAAGCCACAGUUUGACGCAGAAGCCAAAUUAGAAGUGGUAUCGCCUUGUGGUCCAUCUUGCCACAAGCGUUCCCCGUUACCUACUUACCAAGAGGUGAAAGAUUAUCUUUCUUACGAAACGUUGUACUCCAAUGGUUCCCGUACCGAGACGGAAGUUGGCAUCUAUGUCGUUACUAGCGGCAGUGCAGGGGCGCAAAGCAGAUCUCGGACAAAGAGGCAAAUCUAUGGAUAUGAUACGAGGUUCAGUAUUUUUGGCAAGGACUUCUUGCUCAACUACCCCUUUUCCACUUCUGUGAAGUUGUCCACUGGUUGCACUGGAACGCUGGUGGCUGAGAAGCAUGUCCUAACGGCAGCUCACUGCAUUCAUGAUGGCAAGAGUUACGUCAAGGGAGCCAAAAAACUACGAGUGGGAUUUCUGAGGCCCAAGCUGAAAGACGGUAGCAAGGGAGGAAAUGUCAGCGGCUCCUCUGAGCCCGAGAGAAUGAAAUUCCAGUGGAUCCGUGUGAAGCGGACCCACGUUCCGAAAGGGUGGAUAAAAGGGAAUGCCAAUGACAUUGGCAUGGAUUAUGACUAUGCCCUGUUGGAACUCAAGAAGCCCCACAAGAGAAAGUUCAUGAAAAUAGGCGUGAGUCCAUCGGCAAGACAGUUGCCCGGAGGAAGGAUUCAUUUCUCGGGCUACGACAACGAUCGGCCCGGAAAUCUGGUCUACCGUUUCUGCGAUGUCAAAGACGAGACCUUCGACCUCUUGUAUCAGCAGUGCGAUGCCCAGCCGGGAGCCAGCGGCUCUGGAGUUUACGUGCGGAUGUGGAAGAGACAGAACCACAAAUGGGAACGUAAAAUCAUUGGGAUAUUUUCAGGACACCAGUGGGUAGACAACAACGGCUCCCCUCAGGAUUUCAACGUGGCUGUCCGCAUCACGCCCCUGAAAUAUGCACAGAUUUGUUAUUGGAUCAAAGGCAACUAUAUGGACUGUCGGGAUGGGUAAAGACGAUGGAUGUCCGAGAAAUGCCUUGACUGCUUAUCUCCCCUAUAUUGCCUUUGUGCAUGAUUCUGUUUUAAUAAAUGCCUGGAUGCGGGGAUGAACAGGGAGGUCUAUCUUAUUUGUGGUGGUGAUUUGAGUUAGAGGACAAAUGCAGUUUAAAAGAUGUGUGUUUGGCAAAGAGAGCUGGAUUGAUCCUAGAUCAGGGUUGACCUAAAAUGAAAUCCUAGCCUUACUCUUUUCCUCCCACAAGUCACUCCCUCCUGUUCUUUCCAGUUGUCCAAGUCAAAAGGCACAUUCGUGGUGCUCUUAUGUUUAUGUACCAGACCAGAGGGUAGGAGGGGGAGGAAGGAAAGCAGGGCUACUCAGGAGGUGGUGGCUUGGCAUCACUUGCAGAGUUAGUGAAAAUUGGCCAAAAGUAGUCCAGACUCUGGAGGAGUAAAGGGCUUUCCUUCUAGCCAAUGAAACACAAGGCUGAGGUGGAGAAGAACCACCACCAGACCAUCCACGUAAGUCAUAUGAAAGGGCUGCUGCAGAUCACAACAGGCAUUGAUUGGUUUCAGCAGUAGACGUUGAAAACCUUAGCUGUCAACCAUAGUCUCAGGGGAAGGCCUCUAUGCCCGAUUUGUUAGUCCUCCGUGGUAGCUUGUUGUCCACUGUGUGAAACAGGAUGCUGGACCACGAUGGACCACUGGUUAGAUCCAGCAGGGUUCUUCUGAUGUUCUGACGUACCACUUGCUAUGAGGGACACACCACAUUUAUUUAUGUUGCUUCCUUUCUUUCUCCAUCUGCUUGCUCGAUGUUUGGAAAGCAGGCAGGCGUUUGCCAAAUAUGGCUACGUGCCGAGAGGUGUGUUUGAGGACCUCCUGAGCUCGUUUGUCCAGAUAUCUGCAGUCGUCAGGUCUGAUUCUCACGCUGCUUUUACAAGACAUGGCGCAAUAUUCUGUCUGGUCGUUUUAAUCCCAUCCUCCUUUCAAGGAGCUCAGAGUACGUGAUCCGUCCCCUCUGUCUUAGUGUCACAACAACCCCAUGAGGGAGAACAGGGUGAGAGAGAAUGACUGGCCUAAGGUCACCUUGCAAGCUUCAUAGCAGAGGGGGGAUUUCAACCCAAAUGCCACAGAUUCUACUCACUUGAAACAUGAA
Messenger RNA from Gekko japonicus, 2644 nucleotides. It is a transcript of the gene PRSS23, whose product is annotated as protease, serine 23. Gene Ontology annotation, molecular function: serine-type endopeptidase activity. The record is from RefSeq and is a predicted model, not a curated record. The coding region runs from base 368 to 1507 and encodes 379 amino acids. Lineage: Eukaryota; Metazoa; Chordata; Lepidosauria; Squamata; Gekkonidae. Gene Ontology annotation, biological process: proteolysis. The transcript has 2 exons.